Messenger RNA from Anoplopoma fimbria (sablefish), 5733 nucleotides. RefSeq names its product ArfGAP with SH3 domain, ankyrin repeat and PH domain 3 (gene asap3). The transcript is spliced from 26 exons. Gene Ontology annotation, molecular function: GTPase activator activity; protein binding. The coding region runs from base 244 to 3246 and encodes 1000 amino acids. Gene Ontology annotation, biological process: positive regulation of GTPase activity. Lineage: Eukaryota; Metazoa; Chordata; Actinopteri; Perciformes; Anoplopomatidae. Gene Ontology annotation, cellular component: cytoplasm. The record is from RefSeq and is a predicted model, not a curated record.
UAGCUCACUGGUUCACCUCCACUCUCACUCUCACACAUUCGGAGCCCAAACUCGGUCAGGACGCAGGAGCGACUUUACACAACUUUCUACCUUUAAGACGCGUUCAGGGAUCAUCUCUCUGUGGAAUACACCCUCGUUCAGUUGGAGCAGUAAACUAUGUAUUUGUCUGCAAAUGGGAAUUACAUGCACGCCUGAAACUCUGGCUGACUUUCCCCUCCAGUGACUGUCAGACGCGUUUUAAACAUGCCGGAGAGAAUCAGCAUUUCAGACUUUGUGGUCCUGACAAACGAGGAUCUGUCUUCGCCGGGGACUUCAAGUUUCCAGUCCAAAAUGAGCGACUGUCGGAACACAGUUUCCACCGUGGAUGAGUCUCUGGAGAUGGACCACACAACUCUACAGAAGAUGAAGAAGAUGAUCAAAGCUAUACACAAUUCUGGACUCUCCCACGUGGACAACAAGGAGCAGUAUGUUGAGUUGCUGGAGAACCUGGGAAAUAGCCACCUGACCCAGGACAACAACGAAGUCUCCACAGGGUUCCUAAACCUGGCUGUGUUUACCAGAGAGGUCACGGCCCUCUUCAAAAAUCUGGUGCAAAACCUCAACAACAUCAUGGCAUUUCCUUUGGAAAAUGUGCUGAAGUCAGAACUCCGGGACAGCAGACUGGAGCUCAAGAAGCACAUGGAGAAGAGUUGGAAGGACUAUGACAUAAAAAUAGGGAAGCUAGAGAAGGAGAGGAAGGAGAAGACCAGGCAGCUGGGUCUGAUCAAGACGGAGGGAUCGGAUGGAGGGGAGGACAUGGAGAGAGAGAGAAGGACCUUUCAGCUGCAAAUGUGUGAGUAUCUUUUGAAGAUCCAGGAGCUCAAGGUGCGUCAGGGCCCUGAUCUUCUCCAGAGCCUCAUCAAAUAUUUCCAGGCCCAGCUCAGUUUCUUUCAGGAUGGGCUGAAAGCUGCAGAGAAUCUCGCUCCCUUUAUCGAGAAGCUUGCUGCUUCUGUUCACACGGUGCGUCUGGACCAGGACGAGGAGGUAAAACAACUCACUCAGUUGAGGGAUUCUCUCAGAUUACUUCUGCAAGUGGAAGGGAAAGAGGAAUAUCUGAACAGGAAGAACUCUGGCAAUGGGUAUAGCAUCCACCAACCACAGGGUAACAAGAAGUAUGGAACAGAGAAAUCCGGCUUCCUGCUCAAGAAGAGUGAUGGGAUCAGGAAGGUUUGGCAGAAGAGAAAGUGUGGAGUGAAAUUUGGCUGCCUGACAAUUUCCCACAGUACGAUCAAUCGACCGCCAGCCAAGUUGAACCUACUGACCUGUCAGGUGCGACCGAACCUGGAGGACAGGAGGACCUUUGACCUGGUCACUCAUAAUCGGACGUACCGUUUCCAGGCAGAAGACGAGCAGGAAUGUAUGAUAUGGGUGUCAGUGCUGCAGAACAGCAAGGAGGAGGCCCUGAACACAGCAUUGGUAGGCGACCAGCUCCACCUCCAGGACAGCGGCCUCCAGGAACUCUCCCGAGGCAUCAUCGCCGAGCUUCGGCACAUGCCUGGCAACGAGGCCUGCACUGAUUGUGGAGCGCCAGAUCCAACAUGGCUGUCGACAAAUUUGGGCAUCCUGACCUGUAUAGAGUGCUCUGGCAUCCACAGAGAGCUGGGUGUCCACUACUCCAGGAUCCAGUCACUCACCCUGGACCUACUGAGCACCUCUGAGCUUCUGUUGGCUGUCAGUAUUGGCAACACCAGAUUCAAUGACAUCAUGGAGGCGGGCCUUCCAAAUGACUCUGUCAAACCAUUGCCACAAAGUGACAUGAAUGCCAGAAAGGAGUACAUCGUGGCCAAGUACGCUGAGCGCCGGUAUGUCCUGCGUAGAGAAGAAGCAGACCCUGGCCGGCUGUAUGAUGCUGUGAGGAGUCGUGACCUCACUUCUCUGCUACAGCUCUACGCUGAGGGAGCAGACGUUUCCAAACCACUCACACUGCCCGAUGGACAGGGGAUCAAAGAGACAGCUCUUCAUCUUGCGGUGCGUCUGGAGGAAAGAAGCUCUCUGGCACUGGUGGAUUUCCUGUGCCAGAAUAGCAACUGUCUGGAGAAGAGAACAACAGAAGGAAACACGGCUCUUCACUACAGCGUCCUGCAUCAUAAGCCAGAGUCUCUCAAAUUACUGCUCAAAGCAAAGGCAGCCCUACACACAGUGAACUCCGCAGGAGAAACAGCCCUUGAUAUUGCACGGAGGCUGCAGCAUGCACAGUGUGUCGAGCUGUUGGAGCUGGCCCAGAGUGGGAAGUUUAACUCUCAGAUCCACGUGGAGUUCAUGUGGGAGACACAGUCUCAGGAGUUUUAUGACAGCGAGGAUGACCUUGAUGAGAGGGUGAGCCCACUACCCAAAAGCCGCUCUUCCUUUGCCCGCUGGAGCAUGGGUAAUGGUGCCAAUAGUAAUGCUGGAAGCAGGCCUUGUCAGACAUAUGAAAAUCUAGACUUUCUAUACAGAAAUCCUCCAGCCAACAGCGCCCCCUCUGGAAUAUUAAUGCCUCCACCACUGCCAGCUAAAUCUAUCCAGAGAGGUCGCUCGGACCCCCAGAUUUCAGUAACGACACAGGAAGGCCACCCCAUACCACGACGUUCCUCUAACCCAGCCUCCCAAUCCUCCAGUCCCCAGGCACAGGCGAGACAUAGGCCCCCUUCUCCCAACACAGAAAACCAAGGCCAAGGGGCGAGACCACCAAGGUCUCCCCACGGACAGGGAACUCUGGUCAAGGGACACAGGCAGAGCUUGGAUGGCCAACCGGGUGCUCAAAGCAGUGUCACGCCAACAUCCUCUCACAGUCACAUAGGGCCUGUCAGUUCAGAGAAGACCACAUCGUAUCGUCGGACCAGCAGUGGAGGAGGCAGCCAAGGGAAGUGUGGAGUGCUGUCACCAAAUUGUGUGGGCAGCCAGGAAGAGCUGUACUGCAGCUUAGUGGGGAACAGUCCAGGUCUCACCCCAGCUCCUGCACCAGCACCGCCAUCCUCACCUCAAGUGACUUGUGUCCCACGACCCCGCAGGAAUGCUAUGGUUUCUGGCAGCAGGCCACAUCAGAAGCGUGUCAAGGCUUUAGUGGACUGCAGAGCAGUCAGUUUAGAGCAGCUUGCCUUUUUCAAAGAUGAGAUCAUUGUGGUCACAGCCACUAAUGACCCCCACUGGUGGGUUGGUCACAUAGAGGGGGAGCCAUCCAGGAGUGGGACGUUUCCUGUCAACUAUGUACACAAAUUGACAGACUGAAGGGACAGGGAAAUAUGAACCUACUGUUUGGUAACAUAACAGAGAAACUGAACCAGCCUGGGAUGCUUACAGGAAACUUAUCGUCAUCACACAGUGGACUUACCUACAGGAGAAGACAUUGUUUAUCUCCUGGAUCCAUCUCAAACCAGAGGGUUUGAGCAGCCUGAGAAUAUUUCCACAUGAGGAUUUACGAGCCACAAGACACCUCGGGAUAAAUGGCACUGUUUUAGGAUUUUUUACUUUUUAACAUAUACUCAUUCUGGAAACCAACAAGGGAACCGAAGGCUUUCAGACCCAUAUAACCUCUCAUUCUAAGAAGAAUACCAUCCUCAAUACCAUCCUCUUGUUGGCCUAUUAUUGUCUUUUUAACUGCAGUUGUCUAAAACCAUGAAUCACUAUUAAUAGGUACGAAGGCAUAUGUGGUUGGUGUAGAAAAACUGCUCUACUAUGUGAUUUUACUAUUAAUUAUACAUUUUAUUGCAGAUGUUUAAGUUGUCUAUACUGAUCUAGGAUUUGUAACUUGAGGCCAAACUUACCUGCCGGGCAAAACCCUUUAGGCACUUUAAACUCGUAUAGAAGAAAUCUUCUGAAGAGUUGGCAGCGUUGUUAAUGUAAAUAGUUAGAGAGCUGUCUAUUAAAUCAUAGUUUACUUGUAGACUUGGAUUUGAGGCUUCAACCUGCCCAGCGUCUGUUGCAGCCUGCCCUGGGACUCUGUGCCUGCCGGUCUGUCUCCAACAAAAUGGCAGGCGCCUGGGCAGAGAUCUGAAACUUUAGCCCAGCCAUCUUUACUCUGGGCACAGCUCACUGCCUGCAAGGAGAGUGGAGGAUCCAGUUUCUUCUGGCUCCAGGCAUCAGUCUCAGGAGAACCUGGAAUAACCACAGUGUGUUUAAAAAAAAAGAAAGACUCUGCAGAAAUGGCACUUAAAGAGAGCUUUUCAGCAACAGCACCCCACUGCAGUAAUUUGUUCACACACACACACUUACUGUGGACAUCACAUAAGAUAUACAAGACACAAGCACACUUGCACUUACAUUACACAAAGAGUAGCUCCAAGAUUUAGGAACUGUUUAGGAAGAAUGGAGAGCUGGGGGAGAGGUUAAGCUGCUCCACUCUUUAUAGUCGUUACAAAUGUAACACAUUUCACUGCUAUUACAUAUGAUUUGUUGUACAAACUUGUAUAAAAAUGUCCACUGAUGUACAGUAUAUAUCACCUGUGUUCUCAGCUGUUAUGCAUUAUAAAGGAUUGUAUUAUUACAGAUAGUGUUAUUCAAUGUUGUUAAUUUGAUGUCCUCUUAUCCAAUGUCAUGUGUCCUCUGUUCUGUUUCAUUAGUUGUCUUAAUGACUCUCAGAGAGGAAAAAAAAGAAGGGAAUAGACAGUUUAAUCCUCUGUUCAGAAAAGGAUCCUGACACACGGACUGAAAAACACUGACAGUGAUGAGUUAAGGUGGACAUGAAGCAGGUGUUAUUUUCAAUCAGUCUUGAGUGUAAAGGUACAGUGUAUAUCAUUUAAGGCGUUCUAUUGGCAGAAAUGGAAUAUACUAUUAAUUAUGUUUUCUUUAGUAUGUUAACACUUGAAAAAUAGAAUUAGUUUUUUUGUUACCUUAGAAUGAGUCUAGGCGUUAAUAUCUAUAUAUCUAUAUCUACAUACGGAGCAGGUCCUCUUCACGGAGCCAGUUGCCAUGUUUCUUCAGUAGUCCAAGAACAGCAAAACCAAACACUGGCUCUAGAAAGGGCCAUUUGUGUUUUUCGCGCUGGCCACCAACAUGCUCGGCACACAGGAGAAGCGCCUGGCACCUCAGCGCUAAAUGCCAAAAGAUGCUAAACACUAGUCCUUUAAACAAAAAAGUCUGUUCCCCCUGUCACGCUUUCUGCCUUUAUUGCCUUGUUAUAGUGUUAAUGUAUUAAGCAAACAAAUCAGAAGACAGGUGUGUUAUCAGAUAAAUGCAAAGCAGUCCAUGAACGCAUUAAAGAACUGUCAGUAGGAAUGUAAAUUAAUUCAUGUUCUACACAUAAAACGUGUAAUAAAAGUGCCAUACAGUCUUUUAAAGUGUGAACUAAGUGAUAUUUUUCUGUGUCUGUUAUGAGUGAAAUGAUCUUAUGUAUUGUGGCUGGCUUAAAAUUUGAGCAUAACUACGGACCAAAAGGUACUGAACCCUUAAUCCUCAACACAGGGACACAUCGCUUAAAUUAAUAAGGGAUGAACGCACAUGUAAAACCUACUUCCUAGGAAUGUGUAUAAAUCUGCAUAAAACUCAUUGUGAGAGGUUUUUAGUGGUCGUUUUGCACACUCAUGUCCUUCCAGCCUCAUUUGUUCUCCAUCCGGAUGUUCAGUUCUGAUCCUCGGAACCAGAGCCAGGAUGAUGAAAUUCCAACCUGUCACUUACAUAACCGGUCACCUCACUAACAGCCAGGAUAAUAAUGCCACGGCUUAUUCUGCUCUGACAACCGAGUAUCCCAUGCAAACACACACACUUAAUUCUCCAUUA